Molecule: messenger RNA, 1424 nt
Organism: Ziziphus jujuba (common jujube)
Lineage: Eukaryota; Viridiplantae; Streptophyta; Magnoliopsida; Rosales; Rhamnaceae
Exons: 5
Coding region: 206-1135 (309 amino acids)
Source: RefSeq, a predicted model, not a curated record
GAGUUUGUAGGCUUUGGGUUGUUGGUGACAUUGGUAGCCAAUGAUUGGUUAAAAGGAAGUUUGUGGCUACCAAAAUAAGAAAGAAAAAAAAGAAAAAGAGAAAAAAACGAAACGGACGUGUGGACUGUAUGUAUGUAUCAAAAUUUUAAUUGAGAGAUACGGAGAGACAGAUGACAUAGGGGAAAGAGAGAAGAGAUGAGAUGAGAUGGAGGUAGUCUAUCUAUUGUGCUCCAUAAUCUCCACCUUCUUCACUUCCCUCACCUUCUCUUUCCUCCUCCUCCUCCGCACUCUGCUCCACCGCUUCUUCUCUCCCCACCGACCAUCUUCUUCUUCUUCUUCUUCUUCUUCUUCUUUCUCCAAAGUUUCUGAAUCUGUCUCUCUCUUUGAAGGUACCGUCCGUCACGAGCGCCGCCGACCACUCCACCACUCUUUCCGCUACGCCGUCCGCUAUGCCCUCAUUGACCUUGACCAUGCCGACCACCCCCCGCCCAACAACCACCUCUCUGCCCACGAAGCUCGCCGAAUCGCCGCCACCACUGGACCCGUUUUGCUAUUGACAAUGCCUUCAAAUGUGGGGUAUGAACAAAAUCCAUUGAGUGUUUAUUAUUGCUAUGAUGUACAAGGCACUGAACAGAAUUUGAGAAAGUGCAUUGCCGAGGUAACCAACACUCCAUGGGGUGAAAGAGUGACAUUUGUUUUUAAUCCCCAGCAAGAUUUAGUGGCAAAACCAUUACAUGUCAGUCCUUUUAUGUUCUUGCAGGAUAUGUCUGGGAACUGGAGUAUCAGAGCAAAUGCUCCAGGUGAUAAUUUGUUUGUGGCAAUAACAGUUCAACAUCCUGAGCUUGGUGACUAUUUCACAGCUACAUUGAAUGCCAAAAAGUUGUCCCCAUCUUCAAUGUCUGAUCAUGCAAUAUUCUUCUGGUUGAUGCCUCAUAAAGUUGCAGUGUGGAUAUAUUGGCAUGCCCUUAUGCUUUGGUGGAAAGGCGUGCCAUUUAUUCAACAUCCAAGAUAUACUCACCCUGCAUACAGAGAGGAAGUUUUGGUACGUGAUCGAAAACUUCAAUGCUGUCAGGCUGUUGGGAAUAGUGGGGCUCGUUGUUUUGCUUGGAAAAAUGCUAAGUGGCCUUGGUGUUGAAUAUCAGGGUCAAGGUCUUACUUUCUUACAAUCUUAAACAUGUAUGUAUAUUCCUCGUAUUCUUUUGCUUUCUCAACACCUUGUUAUUUUAUACAUUGGCUUUGGAGUAAGCAAGCAUUAAAAGAAAGUUGUUAAAUAUUCCCGAGUGUUUGCUUAGUAUAAAGAGCUGAGAAACCCAUGCUUUCUUUUGCUAUUUUUAUUAUUGUUAUUAUUAUUAUUAUUUUGGUGGAUAAUAAUUUUGUAUGGGCAUUUGUCGCGGAUCUAAUCUAUGACUUAUUCUUUCUUCCUA